AUGCCCAAUAACAUUCGUCAGCUGUUUGCAAUUAUUUUGACGACGUGUUAUCCAUCGCAAGCACAAACUUUAUGGGAAAAAUAUAAAAAUUGCAUGACAGAAGACAUAUUGCACCGAAUUAGACAAACAGAUCAAUGCCAAAACAUAGAUUAUACGCCAGAGAUGUAUAAUGAAGCAUUGGUGUUGAUUGAGGAUUUAUGUGUUCUAAUUUCAAAUUUACCACUUAAUCAUUAUGGUAUGCCAUCACGUAAUCGCCCAGCUACUGACUUAGUCAAUACUAAUUUACAACGAGAACAACAAUAUGACCAUGGAAAUUUAGCCACGAUUAUCACGAACAGUGAGCCAUUACUAACAGCAAAACAAAAAAUUACUAAUAGCAAAACCGUUGCAUCGUCAGGCAUUGCGGCUACUUUACUAGAUGGUGGGCGAACGGCACAUUCAACAUUCAAGCUGCCAUUAGAUAUUCAUCAUAAACCAGAUGCAAUGUGUAACAUCAAAAAGAAUAGUGGAAUAGCUGCAGUGUUGCGGAAGAGUUCUAUAAUAAUUUGGAAUGAGUGCACAAUGGCGCACAAAUAUUCACUUGAAGCAUUGCAUAGAACUAUGCAGAAUUUAAACAGCAAUAAUAAACUUUUCCGUGGUACUAUCUUACUUUGUCUGUUGAUUUCCGUCAGACCUUACCGGUUAUACCUCGCUCAACUUUCGCGGAUGAGAUUAAUGCAUUUGCAAAAUGAUACAUCAGCACAAAUAUUUUCCGAGCAAUUACUAGAUAUUGGGAACGGUAAAAUAGAACUGCAACCAAAUACGCAAUGCAUCAAACUGCCAGACAAUUUUUGUACUGUUCUUCAAGAUAAAAAUGAAUUGAUUCAGAGUAUUUUUCCGGGUAUACAGAAUAAUUACUUGAAUCAUAAUUGGCUCAGUCAUCAGGCGAUUUUGGCAGCCAAAAAUGUUGAUGUUGACGAAAUUAACUUCCAGAUACAACAGUUGUUACCAGGCGAUCUGAUGUCUUUUAAAUCAAUCGAUACUAUUGUUGAUGAAAAUGAAAGUGUAAAUUUUCCAACUGAAUUUUUGAAUUCACUAGAUAUACCUGGAAUGCCACCCCACAAUCUUCAAUUAAAGAUUGGUUUCCCGAUUAUUCUCCUACGUAAUUUGAAUUCACCUCAAUUAUGCAACGGUACACGUUUGAUCAUCAAAAAGAUCACCGGAAACAUUCUUGAAGCAACCAUUUUAACUGGGAAGUUUAAAGGAAAAGUGGUCCUAUUGCCACGUAUUCCAAUGAUACCGUCAGAUUCUACCAUACCUUUCAAACGGCUACAGUUUCCAAUUCGUUUAGCUUUUGCCAUGUCAAUAAAUAAGUCUCAAGGCCAAACAAUGUCCAUUUGUGGUUUAGAUUUGGAAAAUCCGUGUUUUUCUCAUGGGCAAUUAUAUGUUGCAUGUUCACGUGUUGGGAAACCGUCAAAUCUAUUUGUGUUUGCUAAAGACAGGUUAACCAAAAAUAUUGUGCACCGAUUAGUGCUAAAUUAA
This is a messenger RNA of Cotesia glomerata, 1521 nucleotides long. Its product is annotated as ATP-dependent DNA helicase pif1-like. Gene Ontology annotation, molecular function: DNA helicase activity. NCBI's taxonomy places the organism in Eukaryota, Metazoa, Arthropoda, Insecta, Hymenoptera, Braconidae. The transcript is spliced from 3 exons. The coding region runs from base 1 to 1521 and encodes 506 amino acids. The record is from RefSeq and is a predicted model, not a curated record. Gene Ontology annotation, biological process: DNA repair; telomere maintenance.